AUGUUGAGAUUGACACUCGCCGUUGCGAGUGCCAGCGCUUUGUGGCUGUUUGACGGGCGGGAGGAGGCGCCUCCUGUGGCAGCGAGCUUCGAACCCGCACCUGUACCGUCACGAGAAUUUGCGCAGCAGCCGGCUCUCGAAAUUCCCGACGCAGAGUCCUACCGGGAGUCCGACAUCGAGAACGGCCUAGCAGCGAACGGCCCAGCUGCUAACGGCCCCCCAGUUGCUGACGGCCUAGUGGCAGACAACGGUCUAGUGGCCGUCGGCAAUGACGUGGCGAUCGGCAAUGGCAUGGCGGUCGGUGCGGACCGCGGACCUCCUCUUUACAACGACAAGCUUAUGGGGUUUCGUCAGGAAAUGCAGGCGCUGAACCACCAGAUGGGUGGGCCGGAAGCUGGCCCACCGAGAUUGCAAUCCGGGCUGGGAUCUGGGCUGGAAGGUGGGCUGCAAGCCGGCUUGUUAAAGGCUGUGAGCCAGGAGAGUGGCCCGAGGCGCGUUGUCCACUUUGACGACAACCAGGCGGGGCGCAGACGUUUUGCUGGCGGAGACCUCGGAGCGCAAUUUGCCGCGCGGGCGAGACGUAGACGAGACCAGCCGGCUCGCGAGGCGGUGAACGAUGCCGCAGCCAAUAAAGAUUUGCCUCUUGAAAGAAGAGAUCAUCCUGACAAUGAAGAAGGCCCGGAGGGGGUUGGAAUCGUGGAGGCCCCCGAGGAGGACAAUGGCCGUGCGCGCCCCCCGGAUGAUGACGAGUUUGAGGAGGACGACGACGACGACGAAGAGGAAGAGGAAGACGAAGAAGACAUGGCUCCCCAGAGACGGGAGCCCGACGAAGAGAUGGUUGACGACGGAGGCGAGCCAGUGGGUCGUGAUGGCGAGCCCGUGAGAGACGACGGUGAGCCAGUGAGAGACGACGGUGAGCCAGUGAGAGACGACGGUGAGCCAGUGAGAGAAGAGGAAGCUAAAGAAAAAAUCCGGAUCAACGGGACGACUCCCCACAUAGUUAUGACGGAGAAAGAAGAACGAUAUGUUGCCGAUCGGUUCUUCCAUGCCGAGAGUAAGGGGGCUCUCCCGCUUCAGCAACAAGUUUUAAUUUUCCAAGUGAAGCGGAGCGACAAGUUUUGGCUCCGGUGGUGA
This is a messenger RNA of Gregarina niphandrodes, 1134 nucleotides long. RefSeq lists its product as hypothetical. The record is from RefSeq and is a predicted model, not a curated record. NCBI's taxonomy places the organism in Eukaryota, Apicomplexa, Conoidasida, Eugregarinorida, Gregarinidae. The transcript has 3 exons. Bases 1 to 1134 code for a protein of 377 amino acids.